This is a messenger RNA of Photinus pyralis (common eastern firefly), 1864 nucleotides long. Its product is annotated as protein NEDD1-like. The transcript is spliced from 2 exons. Gene Ontology annotation, molecular function: gamma-tubulin binding. Gene Ontology annotation, biological process: microtubule nucleation; mitotic cell cycle. Gene Ontology annotation, cellular component: spindle pole; pericentriolar material; ciliary basal body. The record is from RefSeq and is a predicted model, not a curated record. Lineage: Eukaryota; Metazoa; Arthropoda; Insecta; Coleoptera; Lampyridae. The coding region runs from base 162 to 1850 and encodes 562 amino acids.
UUAACCUCAAAAAUAUGUUGUUUGAUUGAUGCGUGAUGUCGCCACUGUCUGAUACUCUGAUUACAACCGUACCCCAAUAUUUAAAAAUUAAAACUCGGUUUGUUGUUAUUAUUCAAGUUAUUCCUUGAUUUUCCUUUACGCAACAAAAUUUAUUCAGAAACAUGUCAAUAAUCGCCACAUCGUCGGACGAUAUCAAAUUUCACGAAUGGUCCGAAGGCGAUCUCAAACUGUACUACAGACCUACAAACAGCCACGAAGGCCCCGUUAAGACAAUAUCAUGGGGGAGGGACGGCAACUGGCUUGUUAUCGUUCCAAACAGUGGACCUGCAGAAGUAAUUAGUAUUAAAGGGAACGUCAAAGUCUUGCAAACACUUCACAAUAUCCACCACCCCACGUGCGCCGCUUUUCACAAUAACACCAAGAAAAACAUCGUCAUUGGCACGUUAUCCGGCCAAGUCUUAGUGUACGACAUCAAAGCCCAAAAUAUUAAAAAGCGAUUUCCUAGGGCGUCGGCGCCAAUUCUGGAUGUCCGGUACAAUUCCAAGGAUAGCCACGUGGCGGCUUCAUGCGAAAAUGGCGAUAUCCUCCUUUACAAUUACCUAACGACGAAUUUGUCUUCCUUGUAUAAAGUUCCAAAGUCGGAUAGUGUCUCCGCCAUAAAUUUCCAUCGCAGCCAGAGGAAUUUGUUUGCGGCAGGAAGCGAAGAAGGGAUGGUGGCGUGUUGGGAUAUAAACACCAACCAAAUCCUGUGCGAUGUUUCCGCUCAUCACGCACGUGUCACCGAUCUCACAUUGUCCCCGAUUCGCAACGACCUGAUUAUUACAAGCGGUAUGGAUCGUCGCGUCGCCUUUUACGAUCUUGCGGCGAAGAAGUGCGUUAUUGAGCUGGAAGUGAGCAAUUCCACAACGGCGCUAGAUUACAGCGCGUGUGGAACUUACUUGGGUUUGGGCUCGCAAAAUGGAAAUGUAAUCGUUUACGACUCCCGAAACUUUAGGCAACCGUUCUCCGCGUUUGUCGCGCACGCGGAUAAAAGAAUACAUCACCUCUUCUUCCAAAAGGCGAUCUUCUCGGGCGCCGUGAGUGAGCACGGGUCGUUUGACAUAGCGCCAGAGGAACCGGUCCCACCACCAACAAAAAAAAUCGGCGACUCCCUAAGUUUCAUAACUUGCGACGAUUCGAAUGAUCAAGAUAUAUCGCAGAAGGCCCCCCAGGACGUGGGGGAUUCGUUCUUAGUCGCGUUAGGAUUGAACAGCACCAGUCAUUUGUCCGACAGGGAAAUUUCCACAGCGAUGGAAACGACGGAUGACUUUCGCAAACGGCCCGAUACCACCAAGCGCAUUUCGUUUCUGGCGAAUCAACCGUCGGAAAACAUAGUGGCGAUGAAAACUCCGGCAAACUCCGCGAAGCAAAUUUCGUCCACCCCGAAGUAUCUGACCGAACAUCUCCCGAUAUCCGAGUCUCCAAUAAUCAGCUCGAAUGUUUGCCAAGGUACCUGCGGGAAUUCAAUCGGCGACAUAAAGCAGAUGAUCAAAGACACAAUCAAGGAGGAGAAUCAAAUUCUGGCGGACCGAUUUGCCAAAGAAGUGGCAAUUCAGGUUGCAAACUUCAAAAAGGAGUUUACUUGGGAAGUGGCCGACGCCGUCGGCCAUAUCCGCCGUCAUCUUCUCGACUUGCAAAUGUCGAUCGUAAAACAGUUUGUUGAUAUCGAGACCAAAAUUGAUACCAUUAACAAUACGCCUAUUCGAGAAUAUGUCUGUGAUGAAUACUUAAUUAGAAAAAACGACGAAUUGUUACAAGAAAUUGAGUCAUUACGUGCACAACUCAGGGAGAAGAACUAUAGGAAAUUUUAAUUGUCCUUAAUUAU